Messenger RNA from Notothenia coriiceps (black rockcod), 2725 nucleotides. Its product is annotated as lymphoid enhancer-binding factor 1-like. The record is from RefSeq and is a predicted model, not a curated record. Lineage: Eukaryota; Metazoa; Chordata; Actinopteri; Perciformes; Nototheniidae. Gene Ontology annotation, biological process: canonical Wnt signaling pathway; regulation of transcription by RNA polymerase II. Gene Ontology annotation, cellular component: beta-catenin-TCF complex; chromatin. Bases 1 to 927 code for a protein of 308 amino acids. Gene Ontology annotation, molecular function: RNA polymerase II cis-regulatory region sequence-specific DNA binding; DNA-binding transcription factor activity, RNA polymerase II-specific. The transcript has 9 exons.
AUGGCCGCCCUCCAUCGAAACACCACUGCUGCUACGGGAGUCAGGAUGGGAGGGGUUCAAAUUGCAGCGAUGUACCAUGACCCCUCACCGUUGUGGUCACUUUCCAACAAAGUCCCUGUGGUGCAGCCGUCCCAUGCAGUCCACCCACUCACCCCGCUGAUCACGUACAGCGACGAGCACUUCGCACCAGGACCCCACUCUGGUCCCCACCCCCAGGAUAUGAACAAACAAGGAAUGCAGAGGCAUCACCAAGACAUGUCCAACUUCUACUCCCUGUCUCCUGGAGGAGUCGGGCAGAUCACGCCACCGCUGGGAUGGUUCUCACACCACAUGGUUCCUGGCCCCCAAGGUCCCCACGCCACAGGGAUCCCCCACCCGGCCAUCGUCAACCAUCAGGUCAAACACGAGCCUCCGCAUGAAACAGACAUCAUGCACAUGAAGCCCCAGCACGAACAGAGAAAGGAGCAGGAGCCCAAAAGACCGCACAUCAAGAAGCCGCUAAACGCCUUCAUGCUUUACAUGAAAGAAAUGCGUGCGAACGUGGUGGCAGAGUGCACGCUGAAGGAGAGCGCGGCCAUCAAUCAGAUCCUGGGUCGAAGGUGGCAUGCAUUAACUCGGGAAGAGCAAGCUAAGUAUUAUGAGUUAGCGCGCAAGGAACGGCAGCUCCACAUGCAGCUCUACCCAGGCUGGUCCGCUCGAGACAACUAUGGAAAGAAGAAGAAGCGGAAGAGGGAAAAGAUGCAGGAGUCAGCCCCAGAUGCGGUUUUCUGCAGGUACAGGCCAGAGAAUGAAAACGGCGUACAUCUGAGAAUAUGGAGGGAAACGGAACAAUUUCUCCACAUGCAAAGCGAAGGCAGCAGCUACGGGCCCUCUGCUAGAGAUGGAGGCCUGUUAGAUUUCCAUGAAGACCCUAAAUAUCCAAACUGAAGCCUCCAGUUCUCAGAGGACCCCACCCUUCCCCCUAAACCCCAUCCUUACCCCAACCCCACCUCACCUUUAUUCUUCAACACGGUCACAUGUCACCACCAGAAACCCUCCACUCCCGUCCUGAAGGCGCCUGCUGUAGAGACACUGAACUGAACAAGACAAUCAUGAUUAGUAGGAGCACCAAUCACGUUCUCUCACCGUACAAAAAAAACACCUUUCACUAUCCCAAGGCACUGCACUGAAAAACAGCAGCAUUUCUUUUUUGAUGUACGCACAAACUUCCUCACGGCACCGCCCUCACACCUGUUUCUGAGUUACUGUAAGUUAUUUGUCACCUCGGUUCCUUUGUAUAGUUCAUUAGGCCGACAUUCACUCCCUCAACGCCUCCCCCCCCUUUCUCUCCCUCCCUCUCUGGAUUUUUGAGACCAUUUGGGGUUUCGCCCGACCGACCAAACACCUCUUUUUAGACUGCACUAAGGAAGCCGGAGGAAUCUCAUCUUGUCUACGAAACGUCCUCAAGACGCCAUUUUUAGUUUGUCGCUGACCAGCUGGUGCAAAAAAGCAUCAUUGUUCUGAUUUGCUUUUUCGACUGAAUUUUAUUUUGAAUGCUUUUUUGUAUUUUGAAUCUUUGUUUCAAUUUCUCGGUGUAUAUUUUAGUGAUUUUUUUUUUUUAAUAUUGUUUUUUUUUUUUUUUUAUAUAGUGGUAUAUAUGAAAAUAAGCUUUGGACACAGGAAAGCCACUUUUCUUGUUGAAGCAUCUUGCAGAAAAUUGAAACUUAAGGCUUCUUUUGAUAACUAUUUGUAACAAAUAGUGACCUCGAGUCUUGCUCAGAUGUAAAAUAAUGCUCAGUAUGUGUACUUUUUAAAACUGUCAGGAUAUGUCAAUUUUCUUGGUAUUUUUGCAGGCAACAUUAGGACAAAGGCGAGAGUUAUGGCUCAGAGGCCUAUAUUUUAUUGUUCUAAAACAUGACAAAUGAAGCAGAUAUAUAUAUUUACCCCAGCACUUGGCAGUCUUUCUUUUAUUGCAAUGGACCUUUGUCUUUUCUCUCUGGUAGCUAGUGUGGUCUUUAGCCAUGUCGUUUAUUCCAUGCAAGCAUCUCUGUAACAUUUUGAUUUUAAUGCUCUAUUUUAGUAUUACUUGAUGAAUUCCUUUUUUUAUUAUCUAAUUUUGGGUCACUGUUAUCUUGGUGUAGCAUUUUGCUUCCCAAGUGGUCAUAUUUGAACUGUUUCAACAUGUUUUUUUUGUAAGAAAAAUAAAAAGGCACCGUUGGCUCAUUGAAUCACUCGUGUGGUGGAAAGACCUGAGCUGGAAGUGCCAGAUGUAGCAGUCUGUGUGUCAUCCUUGGAGAUUAUGAUGCAAAUAUGCACAGGCUUUAGUGCUGCGUAUGUAUGGAUGGUGUAAAUCAUGUAAAACACAUUUGAUCUAAUGUUCUAGUCUUUGUGGAAAGACAAGUAAUUUGAAGCACUGAACACAUUUACACAGUAAUAUUGUGAUUUAAAAGAGAAGCCUACAUUAUGCAGCAUACAAACCUUUUAUUAAUUGGGUCUAUAUAAAGGGUGAGAUCCAUUUCCUUCUCCGGUCUUUGUUAAAAUUGGCUUUACACUUUAAAUUCUGUAAAAACUCGUAAGGUAACAAUUACAUUCAAGUAAACAACAUUUUUGAUUAAAGAGCCAAGAUCAAAGGAAGUCUAUUUAUAGACUCAUGUGAAUUGGGCCUCUUGCAUGUCUUCAUUUCAGGUAAAACAGCACCACCUUGUGUUCCUGUUGGAUUAACAGGAAACAUUAAAGAGGGUUAACA